This is a messenger RNA of Ascoidea rubescens DSM 1968, 1179 nucleotides long. Its product is annotated as serine/threonine-protein kinase. The transcript is spliced from 2 exons. The annotation marks the transcript as partial. Lineage: Eukaryota; Fungi; Ascomycota; Saccharomycetes; Ascoideales; Ascoideaceae. Gene Ontology annotation, biological process: protein phosphorylation. The record is from RefSeq and is a predicted model, not a curated record. Gene Ontology annotation, molecular function: ATP binding; protein serine/threonine kinase activity. Gene Ontology annotation, cellular component: cytoplasm; plasma membrane; nucleus.
AACAAGUCUUUUGGUAGGAUGUAUUCUUCAAGCUCUACAAAGGUUUCAAGUCUUCAGGUUGCCCCACAAUCAUUUGAAAAAAUCCGGAUGCUAGGAAAAGGAGACGUUGGUAAAGUGUUUUUGGUUCGUGAAAAGAAAACAAACAAGCUUUAUGCAAUGAAGGUCUUGAAUAAAAAAGAGAUGAUCGAGAGAAACAAAAUAAAAAGGGUGUUAGCAGAACAAGAGAUUUUGUCAACAUCUAACCAUCCUUUUAUUGUCACUCUUUACCAUUCUUUUCAAUCAGAGGAUUAUCUUUAUCUUUGUAUGGAGUACUGUAUGGGUGGUGAAUUUUUUAGAGCAUUGCAAACUAGAAAAUCUAAGUGUAUUCCCGAAAGCGAUGCCAGAUUUUAUGCUGCUGAAGUUACAGCAGCUUUAGAAUACUUGCAUUUAAUGGGAUUUAUCUACAGGGACUUAAAGCCAGAGAAUAUUCUUUUGCAUCAAUCUGGCCACAUCAUGUUAUCUGAUUUUGAUUUAUCUAAACAGACAAAUUCCAACAAGAAUCCUACAAUUGCCAAUGUCAAUAACAAUGGAUUCAACAAUGGCAAUAUUCCAGCGUUGGAUACGAAAACAUGUAUUGAUGGUUUUAGAACGAACUCAUUUGUUGGCACUGAGGAAUAUAUUGCUCCAGAAGUUAUCCGGGGCCAUGGACAUACCUCUGCUGUUGAUUGGUGGACGUUGGGUAUUUUAAUUUUUGAAAUGCUUUAUGGUACAACACCGUUUAAGGGAAGCAGUCGAAAUAAGACAUUUACUAAUAUACUCAAGCAUGAUGUUGUGUUUCCUGAUUCUUCCACUUCUUCAUCAUCCAUUCAGUUUAAUGCUGAUAAUGGUUGCAAAAGUAUAAUUAAAAAAUUACUAAUUAAAGAUGAAAAUAAACGGUUGGGAUCCAAGUUGGGUGCCGCUGAUGUUAAAUCGCAUGCUUUCUUCAAGAAUACUAGAUGGGCUCUUUUGAGAAACCAAAAGCCCCCAAUGAUACCUGUUCUAUCAAAAAACCAGCCCAAUUCUAAAACUAAGAAAGAAAGUGAAAGUGUUGAUAUUUCAAAUGGGAAGAUUAUCAAUAGAAUGAACAGAAAAUCAUCAGAGAAACUAGAUCCUUUUGAAGAUUUUAGCUCAAUGACAUUAUUGCAUGGAGGAUCAGAAGAC